UUUGUUACAAUGGACUAACCUGAUUAGAAAUCAUGCAAACUCCUGUUGCUCUGUAGCUGUAUUCCCCCACAGGCUGUAUUGGAGCUCUCUAACCAGUCCCACAGCAUUGAAUGAUGUCAUGGGAUCUGCAGCUCAGCGAGAUGAAAGGGAUAAAGCGGAACCCGCUGGCACUGGGGAACGCUUCCAACACACAAUCCACAACACAGCUUGGGAACUCAAAAGCUACGGAUCCAGCCACUCAACUCGAAGCGUUUAAGAAUCAUGUGCAUUCUCCCAGCACAAGAAAGGAAAGGGGGGGGAAAAAGUUAGUGAUCGAUUUUUAACAAAAGAACUAGAGCACUGAAAGGCGGGAUUUAAGAGUGCAAGUACCUGCUGCAAAAGCUCUUUUUUCCCCUCCAAAGCACCGCCUUUGAUGUAUGGCAACUGAUCAGUGAUCAGAUUACAGGCAUUUGGUCUCAGUGCUCGUCUGCCUUUGAUCUGCAUGGUUAAUUUUAUUUUCCCGGAUUUGGAGUUUCGUCUGGGCUUGUGCUGACAUACUUUUUUUUUUUUUUCUAAGGAGCUAAAAGCAUUUAACACAGAAGCUCUGGCAGUGUGAAAUUAAGUUGCAGAAAGCCUGGGCACUGGAAAACUUCAUCAGAUAACAGGGAGAAAAGUUUAGUUGGAAGAAAUGGAUGCUAAAGGAUUACCUGGAGAAGAUAAAAAACUGAAGACGGUUAUUAUUUUACUAGCAUAUUCGCUAAGUAGGGUAAUUUGUGAGACUGGAGACUGCAGAGAGCAAGAAUUUAAGGACCAUGCUGGGAAUUGUGUCCUCUGCAAACAGUGUGGACCUGGAAUGGAACUGUCAAAGGAAUGCGGCUUUGGAUAUGGGGAGGAUGCACAGUGCAUGACAUGCAGGUCAAACAGAUUCAAAGAAGACUGGGGCUUUCAGAAGUGCAAACCUUGUCUGGAUUGCGCACUAGUCAACCGGUUUCAGAAGGCCAACUGUUCUGCCACGAGCAAUGCCCUGUGUGGAGACUGUUUACCAGGAUUUUAUAGGAAAACAAAGCUUGGAGGCUUCCAAGAUAUGGAGUGUGUUCCUUGUGGUGAUCCUCCCCCUCCCUAUGAACCUCACU
Tinamus guttatus (white-throated tinamou) is the source of this 1112-nucleotide messenger RNA. Lineage: Eukaryota; Metazoa; Chordata; Aves; Tinamiformes; Tinamidae. The record is from RefSeq and is a predicted model, not a curated record.